This is a messenger RNA of Cannabis sativa, 414 nucleotides long. RefSeq lists its product as uncharacterized. The transcript has a single exon. NCBI's taxonomy places the organism in Eukaryota, Viridiplantae, Streptophyta, Magnoliopsida, Rosales, Cannabaceae. The coding region runs from base 1 to 414 and encodes 137 amino acids. The record is from RefSeq and is a predicted model, not a curated record.
AUGCCGAAUUAUGUCAAGUUCUUAAAAGAUAUUUUGACAAAGAAAAGGAGGCUUGGCGAGUUUGAAACGAUCGCUUUGACUGAGGGCUAUAGCGUUAUGUUGAAGAAUAAAAUUCCACCUAAAUUGAAAGAUCCGGGCAGCUUCACAAUUCCAAUUUCUAUUGGGGGACGGGAUGUUGGAAGAGCUCUUUGUGAUUUGAGAGCUAGUAUUAAUCUCAUGCCCAUGUCUAUUUUCAAGAAGUUGGGAAUUGGAGAAGCAAGGCCAACCACCGUCACUUUACAAUUAGCGGAUCGUUCCAUGGCUCAUCCAGAUGGAAAAAUUGAAGAUGUUUUGGUACAAGUAGAUAAGUUCAUCUUUCCGGCGGACUCAUUAUUCUCGACUAUGAGGAAGAUAGGGAAGUUCCAAUCAUUUUAG